AUGAGUUUAAUCUUACGGCUUUUCUUGCUAGCCUUCUGCCACAUAAACUUGAGCCUCAAUGUCAUUUUGGUGACUGGCCAUCAACAAUCAUUGUUACUCCAGCUGAAGAACAAUCUCAUAUUCAAUUCAACCAAGUCUAACAAACUAAUAUAUUGGAACCAAAGUGAUGAUUGUUGUGAAUGGAAUGGAGUAUCAUGCAAUAAGGGACGCAUUGUAGCUCUUGACCUGAGCCAAGAAUCUAUUUCUGGAAGUAGAGAAAAUUUGAGCAGUGUCUUCAACUUGCAACAUCUAGAGAGUUUAAAUCUGGCCUAUAAUGAAUUCCAUUCUGGUAUUUAUGUAGGGUUUCAAAAGCUAAAGAAUUUGAGGUAUUUAAAUUUGUCAAAUGCUGGCUUUGAAGGACAAAUUCCUAUUGAGAUUUCUUACUUGACAAAGUUGACAACUCUUGAUUUGUCUAGCACAGUUACCUCACAACAUGCUCUAAAGCUUGAGAGGCCAAAUAUUGCAAUGCUUGUGCAGAACCUCACAGAAAUCAAAGAACUAUAUAUAGAUGGCAUAGCAAUAUCAAUCAAGGGAAAGGAGUGGAGCUAUGCUUUAUCUUCACUUAAAAACUUACAAGUUUUAAGUAUGUCAUCUUGCAAUAUCUCUGGUCCUUUAGAUUCAUCAUUGGCAAAACUUCAAUCUCUUUCAAAACUUAGAUUGAACCACAACAUCAUAGCAAGCCCAGUGCCAUGGUCUUUUGGGAAUUUGUCUAAUUUGACCACCUUGCAACUCAGUGCCUGUGAGUUGAGUGGAACCUUUCCAAAAAGUAUAUUCCAAAUAUCAUCACUAAAGGUGCUUGAUGUGUCAAAUAAUCCAAGUCUUCAUGGUUCUCUACCAAACUUCCCAUCUCAAGUAUCUCUCCACAACCUCAACCUUAGUCACACAAAUUUUUCAGGACCUUUGCCAGAUUCUAUUCACAAUUUGAAGCAAUUGUCUAAAUUAGAUAUAUCAAAUUGCCAAUUUAGAGGGACACUUCCUUACUCAAUGUCAAAUCUUACCCAACUUGUUCAUCUAGACUUGUCAUACAAUAACUUCACUGGUCCUAUUCCAUCUUUCAAUAGGUCCAAGUCCCUUGCAAUUUUAUCCCUUAAUCAUAAUAAUUUUAAGGGUGCAAUUCCAUCUAGCUAUUUUGAGGGCCUUAAAAAUCUCAUAAGCAUUGAUUUAGGAGAUAACUCCUUUGAUGGAAGUGUCCCCUCAUCUUUAUUUAGACUUCAAUCUCUUCAAUAUCUCAUGCUUUUUUACAACAAAUUUGAUGGCAUGCUGGAAGAAUUUCCAAAUGCUUCUUCAUCAUUAUUAGAGAUUGUUGAUUUAAGUGGCAACAAUUUUGAAGGGCCUAUUCCGAUGUCUAUCUUUCAACUCAAAAGUCUUCGUUUGCUUCAACUUUCUGAAAACAAGUUCAAUGGCACUAUAGAGCUUGGUAUGAUUGGGAGGUUGCAAAAUUUGACUUCACUUGAUCUUGCACACAAUAACUUAUUAGUUGAUGCAAACAUUAGGGAUGACCAUGAUGCACCAUCCUUUCCCAAUUUGAAAACUCUCUGGUUGGCUUCAUGCAAUUUGAGUGCAUUCCCUGAAUUUUUGAGAAAUAAAUCUGAACUACUAUACCUAGACUUAUCCAGCAACCAAAUUGAAGGAACAAUACCCAAUUGGAUUUGGAAAUUUAAUUAUAUGGUUGUCUUGAAUCUUUCCUACAACUUUUUAACAGAUUUUGAAGGGCCUUUCCAAAACCUUGGUUCAAAUUUGCUAAAACUUGACCUUCAUUCAAACCUUCUCCAAGGCCCUGCUCCUACUUUUUUGAAAAAUGCCAUUUAUUUAGACUACUCAAGCAAUAGAUUCAGCUCUAUUAGUUCAAAAGACAUUGGCAGUCGCAUUCCUUUCAUAUAUUUUCUCUCUCUUUCAAACAACAGUUUUGGUGGAAGAAUCCAUGAAUCGUUUUGCAAUAUUUCAGAUCUUCGAGCACUUGAUCUUUCCAAUAAUAGAUUCAAUGGUCCAAUUCCUAUGUGUUUAACAAGACGAAGUAGCACUCUAAGGCUACUAAAUCUUGGUGGAAAUGAGCUCACUGAUCACAUUUCAGAUACAUUCACAACUUCAUGUUCUCUAAGGGUUUUGGAUCUCAGUGGAAAUCUUUUGAAGGGAACCAUCCCAAAAUCCUUGGCUAACUGCCAAAAACUACAAGUGCUAAACCUUGGAAAUAAUCAAUUAGUUGACAGAUUUCCUUGCUUCUUGAAUAGCAUCUCUUCCCUCAGAGUCAUGAUUUUAAGGUCAAACAAUUUACAUGGGCAUCUUGGAUGUCCCAAUAACAUUGGAAAUUGGGAUACACUUCAAAUUGUUGAUCUAGCCUCUAACAAUUUCAACGGUAUAUUACCAACAACACUCUUACAAAGCUGGAAAGGAUUGAUGCAUGCUGAAAAUGAAGGUGAACAAUCUGGUCAUUUAUUUUUUAAUCUCUAUGAUGACUUUAAUCCUUUGAAUUUUAAGACUGCAAUAGUAGAUCUCAACAGUGAGCUUCAAAUGAAAUUAGCUAAAAUUACAGCAACAGAACCACCCUUUAUAAUUGACCUCAUAGUUUCUCAUAUCUUUGAAGAGGGUGUUGGUAUUAGAAAUUAUGAGGAUUCAGUUACAAUUGUCAACAAAGGUCAACAGCUAAAUUUUGCUAAAAUCCUCAUCGCUUUCACUUCCUUAGACUUUUCAUCCAACAACUUUGAAGGGCCAAUACCACCAGAGCUUAUGAAACUCACAGCACUGCAUGCUCUUAACUUGUCACAAAAUGCUUUCUCAGGUAGCAUCCCUUCUUCUUUAGGCAAUCUAAAACAUCUUGAGUCCUUAGACCUCUCAAACAACUCUUUAAGUGGAAACAUUCCUAUAGAGCUUGCAAGCUUAUCUUUUCUUUCAGUCAUGAACCUCUCCUACAAUCAUUUGGUGGGAAAAAUACCUUCAGGAACACAAAUUCAGACAUUUGAAUCAAAUUCAUUUAUGGGCAAUGAAGGGUUAUAUGGGCCCCCUUUGACCCAAAAUUAUAGUGGUGAAGGAGAUCAAGGGUUGUCACCAGCAGCAUCUCAUACAGGGACUUCAAUCAAUUGGAAUUUCUUAAGUGCAGAAUUAGGAUUUACUUUUGGCUUUGGAAUUCUCAUCGUACCCCUUAUUUUCUGGAAGAGGUGGAGAACAUGGUAUUCCAAGCAUGUAGAUGAACUCCUUUGCAACAUCAUUCCUCAACUUGAUUUUGUUUAUGAACAUCGUGGGGAAACAAAAUAUAGAAUUUUAAAGUGGAAGCCUUAUUGA
Messenger RNA from Abrus precatorius (Indian licorice), 3315 nucleotides. RefSeq names its product receptor-like protein 7. Lineage: Eukaryota; Viridiplantae; Streptophyta; Magnoliopsida; Fabales; Fabaceae. Bases 1 to 3315 code for a protein of 1104 amino acids. Gene Ontology annotation, molecular function: protein binding. The transcript has a single exon. The record is from RefSeq and is a predicted model, not a curated record.